GCAGCACUCAAUUUUGUUUUCAAAAUACGAAAAUAUUGUUCACUUUGAGAUGAAAUUUACUUGGGUGCUCGUAAUACUCGUAUCAUCGGCAAUUGCCGAGAAAUUACUUGAGUGUACCUGCAAUGACGUCAUUGUCAACUGUGUACGCUCCUGCCAAAAGCUGUGCGUGGAUCAGCUUGUUAUACGCAAAUGCAGAUACGUCAAAUGCAAACGAGGCUGUGCCUGUGCCCCCGGUAUGGUGCGGAAGCGUGACAUCACAGGAUUCUGUAUACAUCGAGAGGAUUGCAAGCGCUGGAUCAUCUAGUCGCACCAUCGGAUUUCAAUAAAAACCAUAUAGCUUACUCUGAAG
This is a messenger RNA of Drosophila obscura, 349 nucleotides long. RefSeq names its product SCO-spondin. Bases 50 to 304 code for a protein of 84 amino acids. The transcript is spliced from 2 exons. NCBI's taxonomy places the organism in Eukaryota, Metazoa, Arthropoda, Insecta, Diptera, Drosophilidae. The record is from RefSeq and is a predicted model, not a curated record.